AUAGAAAUCUGUGAGAGAAAAGGAGUGGUGAUUAGGCUGUCUUUGGCAAAAAUUUAUGUUUUUUAUAUGGUUUAAGUUGAUUUUGUAACUUGUGUUUCUCAAUAUUAACUCAUAAAGUUGUUAACUGUGUCCUGUAUUGGUGGCAAUGGUUAAAAACUGUGUUAAAUGCUUUAAUUAACGUUGUUAACUCGGGUUAUGACGUUUACUACGAUUUUUGCAUGUGUGCGUGUGUAUUCAUCGUGACAGCAUUGCCGUUGAUUGUUCAAGCGAAUCUUGUAACGGUAUAUUCUAUGAGAAUGCUCGUUUGGAAUUCUAUACAUAGAAUGCCACAUUAAACUGUGAAAAAGAUCAGAGGAAUCAAGAUGGCGUCCGAGAUUGCGCGCCAAAUCCCGCUUAGAAUCCAGCGCCAUCUGUCAACUUGCGAUAAAAGCUUCCGUAGUUUAAAUUGUUCGGACCGUUCGAAAUAGUGCAUUUGAUACUCGUGAUGUGAUAGUGUUUUAGUUUAGUGUAGUUUAGUGUUGUGUUGUGACUAUGUCGGAGGAGAGGUCGCGCCGUUUGUCACAGAUAUUCGACCCGUUGUCUAGGUUUAUGGAUCAUAGCGGCGCGGGACAAUCGGUUAGUACGCCGAACAGUCCCAGGUUGUUACCGAGGCGCGCUAGAGAACCCCCACCACCACCUCCUAGGCCUUUCGGACAUUCGUCCCGGUUGGACGAGCUUGAGUAUGAGCUGGCGGUCGCUGAGGCGGAUGUCAAUUGGCAGGAGAGAUGCUUGGAACUUCAGCUGGAGUUGCAUCGCAGCCGGCAUCAGGCCACCAGGGUCAGAGACAUGCUCAGAGAUAAGCUCUCCGAGCUCGAACAACGGGUUUUGGAAGCUGAGGGCAGAGCGGAAGAAGCGGAGGAUAAGGUCCGCGCCAUGGAGCAGCGACUAUGCGAGUGGCCGGCGGGCGCUGAGGGUGCUCCUAAAGCGAUCUCGCGUCUAGAGGGCCAGAUAGAAGAACAGAAGCAUCUUCGGCUCCAAGACGCGAAGCAGGUCGAAGCGAAAGCGGCGCGGAUCAAAGAGUGGGUGACAAACAAGCUGCGAGAAUUGGAGCAGCAGAACCAGCAGCUGAGAGAACAGAACGACCGCUGUAAUCAACAGCUGGAAUUGUUAAGGAAUCACAUAGCAGCGCAGGGAAGCAGGAAUUGUGCUGUCAGUGCUUUCUUACCGUCACGUGGGAGUCUAUCCCUCGAAGUGAGAUCUGAGGAAGGCAGUCUGGCUAACAGACGGCGUUCUGAGAGCUUGGAAGGUCCACAGCUGCCAAUAAACUCUGAGCCCCACUACAGUACUCCGGUGAGACACAGACGGAAUCUAUCUAUUGGUACAACAAAUCUCACACAGACGAACACAACCACCCAAUUGACCACCAUGAAUAGAACCAUGGAUGAAAGGACCACAGCCAGUCUACUGGCUGACGAUUUGGCGGCUGCUGUUGAAAACUUAGUGGUGUUGCCAACCACACCAAACACCUCCACUGAUGGGGAUACCACACAUGAUUAUGCUGAAAUAUACACACCAAGCAGAGAACGUACUCCGGCAUGGCAGGGCGUGAAUGUGGUAGUUCAAGGCAAUAGCCGUGGAGGGUCGUCUACUGGUGACAGUUCAUCUUCAGAGCAACCUCGCCCGCCGACUCCGCCCCUACACAGAUUUCCUAGCUGGGAAGCCAAGAUAUAUCAGGUUGCUGAUGAUGGCCUCCAACAGUCUGUGGAAGAGGAACUCAGCCCCCCUCCCUGUACUCGAGCUGUGCAUGAAUCCACCAGCUAUCAGGAUAUAUCAGUUCCAGUUUAUGCUACUGUCAAAGGGCGCGCUAGUCAGAUCCGUUCAAUGCCGUUCACGGGAGAUUCCUCCGAUGAUUCCAGUGACGGUGAAGAGUCUAUGGGAGUCACAGUACACAACACGCCACAUCACAAUCCCGUUUAUGGCCAGCCGUCUACUAUUAACAAUAUCAAUCUGACGAGUGUUCUGCCAGCGUCUAUACAACAGACAUCCGCUUUAAACAAUGGCCAAUGUAGUUCUUCGGACACGAGUCUAAGCGCUAGCAGUCCAUCCAAAAGCGUCAAAACCAGCUCCAGUUUGAGUCCAGCCAAAAGAUCUAGCAGCGGCUCACCCAGCAAGCAGAGCAAAACUAGAGACACGUCAUUCGAAUCCGGUAUGUCGGAUGACUACGCGAUCCCGCCUGAUGCGGUGUCCUGCGAGGGGGCGAGCGGAGUCCCAGCGGGGAGCGGGGCAGCCCGGGACUCGCCACGGAGACAUGACGCCCUGGAAAAGAGCGGACACCUCGCCAAGCUGGGGGGAAAGCUGAAGACUUGGAGAAAGAGAUGGUUCGUCCUUAAGAACGGUACAUUGUCCUACUGGAAGUCGGCCUCCGACGUGACUCGGAAGCCGCAGGGUCAGAUCGGACUCGGCGAGGCCUGUAAGAUAUCAAGGAACGACGGUGGCGCAACCUUCGAGAUAUUCACCGGAAGUCGAACCUACUACCUCACGGCGGACAGCAUCGCUACUAUGGAGGAUUGGAUAAGGGUUCUACAGAAUGUCCAAAGACGCAAUGCGACCAAGUUAUUAUUGAGCAAAGAAGACAAUAAGCCGACCAUACAAGGCUGGCUGACUAAAGUUAAGAACGGACACGCCAAGAAGAGUUGGUGCGUCCUGUUGGGGAAAAUGUUCCUGUACUUUAAGUCACCAGGCGAUCAGAAUCCCACUGGCCAGAUCAACAUGCGGGACGCUCGUGUCGAGGACGUGGAACACGUGUCGGACUCCGACUCUGAAGAGAAGAAUGAUGACGGAAGGAAUCUCACCGUGGCUAUAUACCCGCAGCAUCAGCUGACUGGGGGCCCCACUUACCUGUUGUUUGAAAGCAAGUCAGACAAGGAUUCGUGGUUAUACCAUCUGACGGUGGUGAGCGGCGGCGGCCUCAGUCAGGGGACGCACUUUGAACAGCUUAUACAGAAACUGAUGGAGACUGAUGGAGAUCCCAAUUGCGUUCUGUGGAGGCAUCCGACGCUUUUAUAUUCCAAAGAAAACAUUACAUCGCCACUGACUUCACUAAAUUCUGAGGCACUACAGGCUGAAGCAUUAAAACUAUUUAAAUGCGUCCAAUUAUUCAUGUCUGUGGCGGUGGAGCACGCGGGUAUAGACUACCACGUGGUGCUGGCUCAGAACGCGUUGCAGCAAUGCCUGGAGGUCGGCGAGCUCCAGGACGAGCUGGUCUCAGCGCUGUGCAAACAGAGCACUCGCACGCACACUAAGCACGGCGUGCAGCAACUGCUGCUAUGCGCCACGCAGUCGUUGUUCACUUGCGACACGGGCGCCUCAGUCGGCAGCGACAACAAAAGCGACCUGCCGCAGAACUCGGCGGGGUCGCCCAGUUCGAUACAGGCACCAUUACUAUCAGUGGAUUGUAAGAGCAACCCGCCCACGUAUAGCUUCGUCCAGGGUUGGCAGCUGUUAGCCCUGGCUGUCAGUUUGUUUGUUCCCAGAAAUAACAGGCUAUUGUGGUAUCUGAAGCUACACCUGAGUAGACAUUCAGAUUCUAAAACGGAGUGCGGUAAAUACGCGGCGUAUUGUUCACGUGCGUUGGAGAGGACUUUGAGAAACGGAGGACGAACAGACAAACCGUCGAGGAUGGAGGUGCUGUCCAUAUUACUGAAGAAUCCCUAUCAUCACUGUCUGCCUCACGCUAUACCUGUUCAUAUGCUGAAUAAUACCUACCAGGUUAUAAGUUUCGACGGUUCCACUACGGUAGAGGAGUUUCUAUCGACCCUCAGUACCGAGCUCGGCUGCCGCGAGUCCUCCGCCUCGGGGUUCGCGUUAUUCAGCGACGAUCCCAUAGAGAAAGAUCUGGAGCAUUACAUACAACCCGAUAAAAAGUUGUGUGACGUUAUAUCUAAAUGGGAGACGGCUCUGAGGGAAAAGGGCUCGGGAAAGUUCGAGAACUCACGAGUUAUUAGACUGACGUACCGCAACAGAUUGUACUUUAAGAGUUCAGUACGAACUGAAACGGACAAAGAGAGACUGCUUCUAUGCUAUCAAGUGAACCAACAAGUGGUAGCGGGUAGGUUCCCGGUGUCUCGCGAGCUGGCAGCUGAACUGGGAGCGUUGAUGGCCCAGCUGGACGCUGGUGAUCAUCAUCAUCAGCAUCACCAGCCGCUGGCACAGAGGUUCUACCCUUACCGGUACAGGGCUGGACUUAACAACGAGGAACUCAGAGAGCUAGAAGAAAAACUCCGCUUGAAAUGGGUCGCUUUAAAAGGUCGAAGUACAGCUGACUGUGUUCGUAUCUAUCUGAAUUGUACCAGAAAAUGGCCGUUCUUCGGAGCCACGCUGUUCCAAGCAAGGAUAAAGCAGCCCGAGCUCUCUCUAUCGUGGCUCGUGGUGUCAGAGGAAGGAGUGUCUGUAUUGGAGCUGUCCUCUAUGGCGGUGUUGGGGAGAUAUCCGCUGGCUUCCAUUGGACUGUUCGGGGGAUUGCAGGACGACCUAAUGAUGUUGAUAGACGGGGAAGACGCCAACACUCCAGUACAUAAGAUGGUGAUCAGUCUCAAUAAGCCCAAGAUGGCGGAGCUAACGCAUCUCAUAGCUGAUUACAAGAACGUCCGAACAACAAUGCCAGGGACGCCGCAAAUGAAUUCUCUCACGCGCAACAACAGCCAUCGCUCCAUACGAAAGCCGGCGACGUUACCGCACCCUACACCCUCGCACCCCCAGCACCCUCAUAACACCCUCAAUUCACACGCAACCACUAUGACGCUAUCAGACAGGAAUGCCACCCUAACUCUGAGCUCAGUGGACCGCGUCUCACACGGACAACCAGAUAUAUUGAAAUCAACUCCCGACCAUAGAGAUAAGAAGAGACAUGUGGAUGUUGCGUGAUCUAGGAUGUAAGUAAUGCGGUCCUCAUAAGGCGUCCUACAAACGGGCGUUUUUAGUUGCGUUUUUUUUAAACAACAUUUUUGCAUUCACACAUAAAUUACUUUCAUACAAACAUAUAUAAGAGGCGAACAUCUUUAAAAUUUACAAUUCCAUUGUACUACAAGAUUUAAAAAAAAAUAUGUUAAGACAAACUGUAAGGGUUUAUGAUAUAAAAACGCUUCUAUACAAAAACAGCUAUCUUUGAGAUGCGCCUUUGAAAUGACCGCAUUACUUGUUAACAUAGUUAAAUACCUCAUAUUUUGUAGUGUUAUUGAGUCAUUUUAAUGAGUCUCAUAAUAUAAUAUUUUAGUACGAGGUCGCUAUAACGCUUGACGUGCUUAGAGUGUGCGAAUUACUCACUAAACGCAGUCUAGACGAAAGUUGAUGUAGUUACACUUUAAUUACGUGAUAUAUUACAGUGUAAAUGUAAUUCAUAUCAUAUAUCAACUGAAAUUAACAUUAAUAUAUAUGUAUAUAUUUUAAUGUUUCCAACUAAUAAGCACAUUGAUUAUUAUUAUUAUUAUUUUUUACAAUUGAUAUUUAUAUUUUUUUCGAUAUAAUCUGUUAUUCAAAUCAUUUCGAGUGACCUGUAGUAUAUCACCUAAUUAUCUCCUUAUACAUAUGUGCAGGGUAUAUUAAAUGCUAUGUAGAAACGACUAGCGAUAGAUUACGAUAGAUGAAGUAGUUAUCCAAAGAUACUGCAUUAGUUAUAUAUAACCGGUACCGAGAUUCUUAGUGAUUAAUGAUUAGAUAAUUAUCAAUAUGUAUUCGUAAUAAAAUAAUGAUAUGAUUAUGAUAUGAUGAUGAUAUUCGAUGUAUUGUUAUUGAAUGAUAUAUUAUUAUAGUACAAUAAUAUAACGAUGUAUUUUUUUUUUUAUACAUAUCUAUUUUAUUAUUAAUUUAUCAAAAUUUUUGGUACUCACACUUUAUUAUAUUUUUUUUGGGCCUAAAUUCCAAUCGAUAAUAUAAAGCAUUGUACAAUUAUUAUUAUUUUUAUCAUUUAAAAUUAUUAUAUUACGUGUAUUUAAUAAUAGUAAUGAUAAUGUAUUUCCAGAUCUGACGAAAUUAAUAGUUUUAUUGACUGAAUGGAAACCACGAACAGCAACGAAGCUCGUUCAGUACCAUUAGCAGCCGAAUGUUAUAUAAUAGGUGGUGUUUGUAUAUCAUUAAGUAUAACUACUAGCUGUUAGUGUAAAUAUACGUGGAUAUGUUAGUUCAUAGCGAAACAUUCUUCAUGAAUUUAUUCAGUUACCUUGAACGGGAUGUCAUUUGGACGCUGUAGUCUCGCACCGAUUAAUACAACGGAUGAGGCCCUCUAGAUUGUUAAUGCCAAAUAUUCUUAUUUACUGUACAAAUAUAAAAAAAGUACUCUAAAUAUAUUUUCGUUUUGUAUAUAUUAAUGCCUUCUUCGUUGUAUUUCGUAGUAGACGGGCUGACUGUAAAGUUUUACUGGAACUGGCUAAUAAUUAGAGGUAGUUUUAUAUAUUGUAGGUACAAUUGUCCAUAAAUGAUAAAUAUUUUGACCAAUUUCGCUUCAGACGUGAUUUUACGCGAUUAUGGCCUCUAUAGCUACGAGUAUUUGUAUAUUUUCUUUAAAUUGCUAGGAGGUUUUUACAUUAAGUACGUUACGGUCGAAAAUCGCGUGAUCAUCAUUAUAUAAGCAGGUGAUAUUUGAUUGCACUUUUUGCAUAACACAAAACAAAAAUUAAACUGUUGAUAUUACUGUAAUAAAAACUAUUUUCUAUGAUUUCCUUUGUACUAUGUAUUGUAGUGUAAACGAAAUUAGGUUGUAUAGGAUCUAUAAUAAUUUAUUACUAAGUAUUUAUUAAAUAGUUUUUUUUUUUCAUUUAGUUUGUUGUUAGAUUACUAGGAAUUGGUUUUUCUAUGAUGUUUUGGCCUAAAACUGAGCCUAAUGUAAUUAAGGCCUAUUUUUGUAUGAUUGAUUUUGGCUGUUUUUUUUUAUGCAACAGUAAACUUGUACUAUCGAAACAUUAUUAUUUAUUCAUAAUAAUAAUCUACUAUGAAAUAAU
Messenger RNA from Danaus plexippus (monarch butterfly), 6971 nucleotides. RefSeq lists its product as uncharacterized. Gene Ontology annotation, cellular component: cytoskeleton. Lineage: Eukaryota; Metazoa; Arthropoda; Insecta; Lepidoptera; Nymphalidae. The record is from RefSeq and is a predicted model, not a curated record. The transcript has 30 exons. Bases 532 to 4902 code for a protein of 1456 amino acids.